AGUACACAUUUAGUAUGUCUUUUGAAAUUUAAUUUAGAGCUAUUUUUAUUUCAGGUAAAUAGUAGCCUAUAAUUCAUUGUAUUAAAAAUAAAUUAUUUUGGAUUUAUCAGAACAUAUUUAGACACAUUUAACAUUGUAAAUAAUAUUUAAACAGUAGUAGUGUUGUGUAGAUAAAUAUUAGAAUUUCAGCUUAAUUAUUAUGGUUGUUAUGAGCUAAAUAAAUAAAUUAAUAAAGAAAGUGUGCAACAAAAAAUAGCACUUUAUUUAGUACGCAUUUACUAUUUUAAAAAUGACUUUAGAGUAGUUUUCAAUGUGAGGUUAAUUAUAGUUAAUUUGUUUUUAUUGAUUUUAGAUUUAUCAGAGCAUAUUAAGACGCAUUUAUCAUUGUAACUUAUAUUUCAACAUCACUUAUUUUGUGUAGGUGUAUGUUAGAAUGUCAGCUUAAUUAUUAUGGGUCUUAUCAGCUACAUCAUAUAAUAAAGUUUGGAACAAAAAUGGCCAUUUUGCCAUAUUUAAGUACACAUUUAGUAUGUCUUUUUAGCUAUUUUUAAUGUCAGGUAAAUAGUAGCCUAAUUAAUACAUUUUAUAAAAAAAGAAAUUACUAUAUUUUGGAUUUAUUAGAACAUAUUAAGACACAUUUGACAUUGCAAUUAAUGUUUAAAUGCAGUAAUAGUGUUGUGUACUGUAGGUGGAUAUUAGAAUUUCAGCUUAAUUAUUAUGGUUUAGCUACAUAAAAUAAUAAAUAAAAUGUGCAACAAAAAUGACAAUUUUGCCAUAUUUAGUAGCUUACACAUUUAGAAGGUCCAUUUUAAACUUGAAUGUAGAGUACUUCAUUAUGUCAGGUAAAAAGUAAUUAAUUUAGUUUAUUUAAAAAAAAUAUUGUCAUUUCUUAAUGGAUAAAUGGAUUUAUCAGAACAUAUUAACAUGUAUUCAUUCAUUCAUUUUCCUUCGGCUUAGUUCGUUAUUUAUCAGAGGUCACCACAGCGGAAUGAACCAUCAUAUAUUCCUAGCAUUUGUUUUAGGCAUAGGAUGCCCUUCCAACUGCAUCCCAGUACUGGGAAACACCCAUAUUCUCGCAUUCUCACACACACACACACACACUCAUACACUACACUACAUUUAGUUUAACAUGCCUUUAACAUUGUAAUUAAUAUUUAAACAUGGUGCUAGUUUUGUGUAGAUGAAUGUUAGAAUUUGCGUUUAGUUAUUAUGGCUAAUAUUAUUAUAUCUACUUUUCUUUUUGUGGUAUAGCCUAUAUUUAUAGUUCAGGUCAACCCUUUGUUAUAGGCUUUUUUAACGUUCCAUUUUUUUUAAUAUUUCGAUUAUUUUACAGCCGUUAUGAAUAAUAUAACAUGUUUUAUAAGUAUUAUUUAUAUAAGAUUUAUACUAUUAUUGUACUAAAUACUGGUUAUUACGCUGUUUUUUGCUUUUCAUUUGGCGAUUGGUUUGUUGAAUACAUUCAUUUGAUGAAGCUAUUUUUCUAUCUCUCAGUUAAAGCGGAUUUAGUCCUUAUAAAUGCAUCAACUGUGAUGCACAGUUCAGACUACAUUACCCACAAUCCACUUACUAUGACGGUCUCUCUUUUAAGAGUUGAGUCAGUGUGUUGGGUAUAAAAUCACCCACAGCAACGGGGCCGAGGAAGUUGAAACCUCUUUAAAACAUUUUAAGUCAAAUAAAAUAGUGGUAACUACAAUGAAAGCAAACGCAAAAUAUUCACAUUUACAAAAGAAUGACCAACAGCUGCAUAAAAUGACUGGAGCAGACCGCGGGAGCAGGCCAGCAGAAGUUCCAGUGCUAAAGUUAGACGCCCUGCAAAACGCGGAGGAGGAGCAUCUUGCCAUACAUGUAAAGGAUGCAGGUAUGAAGAUUGUUUCAGGAGAUCUGUCAGCCAUGAGCUGGGGCUCUUCAGCCUCCACACCGACAAAACAGUGUUUUCCUUCCAAGAUGAAGGAUUUGAUUCAAAAUCAAGUGGCUCUGGAUGAUGGAGAAUCACUCCAGCUGAGCUAUAGAGCACAGACGCAGAGAAGUCCACAGUACAGCAACAAAACAAGCCAGCAUUCACCUGAAUCCACCUGUAAAAAUACAGCACAGACAAGCUUCAAUGCUUUACAAGUCAACAGCAAGAUGAGGGAUGCGGAGGGGCUUACAGAGGAGAGGAAACUGCAAGCUGUAAUUGAGCAGGUUAUGGUGGACCAGCUGUCGAGGGCUGUCAUUAGCGAUCCGGAGCAGAAUGCUGUGUCUGUCAGUCCCACGAGUGUCCCACCACGCUACAGGAGAACUCUUCACCACACUCAGGUAAAAACACGGAUGUCUUUAACAGAGAACAUCUUAUCCAACAAGCUCUGCUUUCAAGCCAGGAUUUUAUCAAGGUGUGGACGUGAAGCAUGUCGAAAACUGAUUGGCUUCUUCUUCACAUGUGACCAAACAAUGACCAUAUAUGAGUACCGAAAUUUUGGUAAAAACAGAUGGAACGCUCUGCCCUUUAUCGCUCGUGGUGUGUACUGGAACAGAGGGAGGCCGUACUGCCUGCAGGACAUCUCACAGGGUGCCGAGCUUCAUUUCUGUACAGACGGCCCACACUUCCCCCAGAGUCUGAGACAGCAGCCGUGCCUGAGCCUCACAGUUACUGAUGUGGAUGACGGAGCCAAGGGAGCCCUGCUAGCUCAGUCUGGGGAGACUCUACGCCAUCUCUCUGAAGAAGAAAUCAACGAGCAAAACACUCUGAAGGAAAUGCAAGGUGCAGUGCGUGAUAGGCUGAGGGGUCGUGCGAUUCAAACCCUGAUCAGUCUAGGAAGAGACAUGCAGAAGAUGUUUGAUCUGAAGGCUGAUGGUGUUCAGCAAAAAGAGCUGCUCAGACGAUCUCUGAUGGAGCAGCUCUGCAUCACUGCACAGGACUUUGAGGCGGUGUGGAGGAUUGUGAGUCGGCGUAUGGAGGGCCGGGUGAAUCCUGCUGAUGUGAUGCGUGCCGUUACCGGGGAGAUGAACGAGGACAGAAAAGCCCUUUUCCUGAAGGUUUAUGUAAAGCUUGACCCAAAUAAAACCGGCUCCAUCUUCCUGAGCGACAUUGAGAAAUUCUAUAGAGGCAAACAAGAGGCUGACACAGCACUCGAUCCCCGUCCAAACCCUGACUUCCUGGCCUUCAUACAGGAAGCAGGAAAGAUCACCAAGACUGUGUCCUACGCCGAGUUCGAGGACUAUUAUGAAGGUCUGAGUAUUGAAAUCUUUGAUGAUGAAGAAUACAUCAACAAUCUGAGAGCUACAUGGAGUAUCUGAAAGCAUCUGCCUUGUUUAUAGAAUCAGUCCUAUUUGUUGCAUCCUAUUAAGUCUUUUUGUAAUAUAUAUUUAACUUAACUAUAACUUUUAUACUUGAAAUGACACAAAGCUUUAGUUGUAACAUCAUACAGUGUACAUUCAUUCAUUUUCCUUCAGCUUUGUCCUUAUUUAUCAGGGGUCGCCAAAGCGUAAUUAACCGUCAACUAUUCCGGCAUAUGUUUUACACCCUUUCAGCAACCCAGUACUGGAAAACACCCAUACACUCUCACAUUCACACACACACCCAAACACUACGGCUAGUUUUGUUUACCCCAUUGACUUAUACCGCAUGUGUUUGAACUGUGGGGGAAACCGUAGUUCCCGGAGGAAACCCACGGAGACUCCACACAGAAAUGCUAACUGGCCCAGUUGGGACUCAAACCAGUGACCUUCUUGCUGUGAGGCGACAGUGAUAACCAUUCAGAUGUUAUCAUAUUAAGAUUUUUAUUCAGCAAGAAGAAACAAAGUGACAGUUAAGACAUUUAUUUUGUUGCUUUUUUAUUAUUAAAGAAUUACACAGAAAUGUUUCACAGUUUACACAAAAGUAUUGAACAGUUUCUGAUUUUUCUUGACCAUCAAAUCAACCUAUCAGGUUCAUUGAUUUCCAAAGCAUCAUGUGACCUUGUAGACUUAGUAAUGAUGCUGAAAAUUCAGCUUAGACACCAAUGGAAUAAAGUACAAUUUUUAACAUGUUCAAAUUAAAAGCAGCUAUUUAAAAUUGUAGUAAUAUUUUAAAAUAAUACAGUUAUUACUGUAUUUAUGAUCAAAUUAAUGCAACUUUUAACUAACAACUAACCAAACUAUUUCAAUUUUAAAAAUGUCUUUUAAAUCUAGUGAUAAUUAUCCAUCCAUCUUUCUUUUCAGUGUGUCGAUCUACUGUUUCCAUUCAUCCAUCUAUCCUUCUUUUCAGUGUGUCGAUCUACUGUUUUCAUUCAUCCAUCUAUCCUUCUUUUCAGUGUGUCGAUCUACUGUUUCCAUUCAUUCAUCCAUCUAUCCUUCUUUUCAGUGUGUCGAUCUACUGUUUCCAUUCAUCCAUCUAUCCUUCUUUUCAGUGUGUCGAUCUACUGCAUCCAUCCAUCCAUCCUUCUUUUUGGUGUCUGUCGAUCUACUCCAUCCAUCUAUCCUUCUUUUCGGUGUCUGUCGAUCUACUAUAUCCAUCCAUCUAUCCAUCCAUCCUUCUUUUCGGUGUCUGUCGAUCUACUCCAUCCAUCUAUCCUUCUUUUCGGUGUCUGUCGAUCUAGUAUAUCCAUCCAUCUAUCCAUCCAUCCUUCUUUUUGGUGUCUGUCGAGCUAGUGUAUCCAUCUAUCCAUCCUUCUUUUUGGUGUCUGUUGAUCUAGUGUAUCCAUCCAUUCACCA
This is a messenger RNA of Danio rerio (zebrafish), 4668 nucleotides long. The record is from RefSeq and is a predicted model, not a curated record. NCBI's taxonomy places the organism in Eukaryota, Metazoa, Chordata, Actinopteri, Cypriniformes, Danionidae.